CGGUCUGUGGGUAAGGUAUAAAAGCAAAGGGUUAAACCAGGUAGGGUACAGUUUGGUGUAAGAGCAGCAGCAGCAGUACCACCAGCAGCAGCAGCAGCAGCAGCCCACUGACCAGCAAAAUGACUUCCACUGGAAUGAACAUGAUGAGCAGGAUCAUCUUCUACGAGGACAGGAACUUCCAGGGUCGUUCCUAUGAGUGCAUGAGCGACUGCCCCGACAUGUCCUCCUACCUGAGCAGGUGCCACUCCUGCAGGGUGGAGAGAGGCUGCUUCAUGGUGUACGACCGCACCAACUACAUGGGCAACCAGUACUUCAUGAGGAGGGGCGAGUACGCCGACUACAUGAGCAUGAUGGGCAUGAGCGACUGCAUCAGGUCCUGCCGCAUGAUCCCCAUGCACAGAGGAUCCUACAGGAUGAAGAUCUACGAGAGGGAGAACUUCGGAGGUCAGAUGUCUGAGCUGAUGGACGACUGUGACAACAUCAUGGACCGUUACCGCAUGUCUAACUGCAUGUCCUGCAACGUGAUGGAGGGCCACUGGCUGAUGUACGAGCAGCCCCACUACAGAGGCAGGAUGAUGUACAUGAGGCCCGGCGAGUACAGGAACUUCAUGAACAUGGGCGGCAGCGGCAUGAGGUUCAUGAGCAUGAGGCGCAUCACUGACUCCUGCUAUUAGACUCUUUGCACUGAAUAAAACUGUCAUAACCUAAA
Molecule: messenger RNA, 709 nt
Organism: Epinephelus moara (kelp grouper)
Lineage: Eukaryota; Metazoa; Chordata; Actinopteri; Perciformes; Serranidae
Product: gamma-crystallin M2-like
Exons: 3
Coding region: 120-674 (184 amino acids)
Biological process (GO): lens development in camera-type eye; visual perception
Molecular function (GO): structural constituent of eye lens
Source: RefSeq, a predicted model, not a curated record